Messenger RNA from Dentiscutata erythropus, 696 nucleotides. The record is from the annotation of a GenBank genome assembly. Lineage: Eukaryota; Fungi; Glomeromycota; Glomeromycetes; Diversisporales; Gigasporaceae.
AUGACAUUUUAUUCAGUUGUUGAUAAUGGAAAGCAGAUACCAGAGAAGCUAGAUAUCAUUUACACACUUAAAUGCGAUAACACUAAUGAAUUCGAUGUUAUAAGAAACUGGAAUGCUUUUAUUAUUCGUUCAAUUUUAAAUAAAUUUAAUGAUUCAAAAUCCUAUUUUGAUAAUACUAUCAAAGGAAACAAACAACCUGUAUCUUCUAACCUAAAGCAUCGAAAAAUUACAAAAAUAAUCGAUAAUGCUAAUGGUAUAUUAGCAAACCAAGACCAAGAUGAGGCCAUAGCCAUGUUUCCGAAAGUAAUUCAAGGAUUUAAAGAGCUAGUGAAUGCAGGUAUUAAAAGACUUGCAACUACUGAACAAUUUAAACUUGCAACCUUAGAUAAUGCUUUCGAUAUGAGCGAUUGUGUUAAUGCAAAAACUCAUGCUAAUUUUACAAGUACUGAUGAGCUCCUUGGCAAUAAUGUUUAUAUACGUGGUGGUGUUAUGGGAAAUUAUUCCAAUAAAUUUCAUGUAGUAAAAUUUAACAAUGUUACUUUUGUUGCUGUUGGUGGAAUUGCAAGCAAUCCUUUAUUAUCUUAUUCUUCAUUUAUUGGUGGGCCUAUUUUUACCUCAAUAGAAAUGUAUGAUUCUUUAGAUAAAUUAGGUUUACUAAAUAAUAGUUUAAUGCCUAAAUCUUUUCCCUUGGCUUGA